Letharia lupina is the source of this 1650-nucleotide messenger RNA. RefSeq lists its product as uncharacterized. Lineage: Eukaryota; Fungi; Ascomycota; Lecanoromycetes; Lecanorales; Parmeliaceae. The record is from RefSeq and is a predicted model, not a curated record. The coding region runs from base 1 to 1650 and encodes 549 amino acids. The transcript is spliced from 2 exons.
AUGGUCCCCGUGGAGCCAAUCAGUCUGAGUAUAGGAGUAGCCGCCCUAUUUACAACAUGCGUCGAGUGUUUCGAAUACUUCAAGGCAGCCAAAGGUUUCGAGCAAAACUUCGAAGUUCUUCUGGUCAAGCUAGAAUACCAACAAGAGCGUCUUCUAGUCUGGGGAGACCUUGCUGGAGUCUGCAAUGGGGAGCAGCAAAAUGCGGGGUCUCACUCCGAGAGCGACCACAAACGCCAGGAUCUGACCAAAAGAUGCCUUGACAGUAUCCGACACCUUCUGAAAGAUACCGAAAUUCUCACAAAUAGAUACGGGCUACGAGCGUACACUCCUGCCGAUGAUACAGUCCCACAAUCAGGUAUCAGCUCCAACGCCCUCAAACGUUUUCGUCUUCGAUUGCGUCGACAGUCUCAAGGACCCGGCGUUCUCGAUAAGACUAGGUGGGCCAUCCAUGAUGAGACAAAGUUCCAGAAGCUCGUAGACGAUAUCCGAGACUUGAUCGAUGGUUUGAAUGAAACGGUGCCUGUGUCAUCGGAGUUGGAAGAACAGAAAGUACAGGACGAUAUCGCAUCAAUGGUCGACGAUAUCCAAAGCCUCCAUUUAUUCCAAGAAGCAUGUAAAGAUGACUAUCCCAAGUGGUGGACAGCAGCAAGCGCGGCGAUCGAUGCAUCUGAUGUUACUACCCUCGACAACCGAUUGGCGGACGAACGUCUAGAGCGCUAUGAGCUUCCAAUUCAGGGCGGUUCGGGUGCGGAGGUUGGUGUUCCCAUGAUACCAACGCAUUUUGGCGAUCAAAAAGGCACUGUCCGUACUCAUUCCGCUCCCGGGUAUCGCAUUACAAAACAUAUCCACCCGCAAUAUUUCACCUACGUGAACUUAGGAAACUACGUUGAGAACUUGGACGCUUUAAAGGUUGACGCAAUAACGGAAGGAAAACCUGCGCCCGAAGUAGACGCCCGUCAUCGCGUCAGAGUGUACAUAUAUUGCCCACCUUGUGCAUGUCAGGUUGCUACUGCUUUUGACAUAUGCGAGUACAGCGACAAGAAGGAUUUUGUGGAGUUCUGUAUUCGAAUCGAUCAUCGCCAAAGGACAAGCUGUUCAGCGUCAGUCUCCAGGAUUGAAGGACUUGUCUCAGUCAUUGAUCACCUUAAAGAGAAAGAGAAGAAUUACCAAGGAUCGCAUCUUGAUUUCGAAAUGGACCGGCUGAAAGCGAUCGACCGCGAGUGGCUGGAACGGCAAAUCUACCACUACACGGAGGAGGAUCGCUUAGCAACGCUGUCCCCAGCAAACCAGCUUGCACGCAUUGCUGAGCUCCACAAGGCUGAAGGACAAUGCGCGGCUAUCAUUCUGCUUGGAGAGGCAGACUACUGCAUCCCGCUCAUGGGAGCGCUGCCGUUUCGUCCGUUUGAGCCAGGUGGACUGCCUCGGGAAACCUAUCUCUUCAGGAGCUGGCAAAAGUACGACCCGCUGCUCAAGGGCUGGUGCUGGGAGAGGGAUUACAUGGGGACAUACUCAUCAAAAGCUCCGUUGCCACCUAGAAGGCCAGUACCUGCAGACUCGGAUACAACGCAGAUGUUGGAGAGCGCUCAGCGCAUUUCCAAACGACCCAGAAGCUCGACCUCGGAGGAAGGCUCUUCACCUCUUGUAAUCUGA